Molecule: messenger RNA, 1043 nt
Organism: Nestor notabilis (Kea)
Lineage: Eukaryota; Metazoa; Chordata; Aves; Psittaciformes; Psittacidae
Product: mitogen-activated protein kinase kinase kinase 5-like
Exons: 6
Biological process (GO): cellular response to stress
Molecular function (GO): MAP kinase kinase kinase activity
Source: RefSeq, a predicted model, not a curated record
AUGACGGUGAAAGCCAGGUUUUUGGCUGUGUGCGCAUCCUGUCUUCACUUGCUCCUUGCAGCUCGUGCCAUCAGGGGAAGUGACAUGUGGCAUCUGUGGAGAAGAUGCUAUUUUCCUCCUGAACGUAACCUUGUCUUCCAGAUCACAGUUGGAAAUGAGAAAUUUUUGCCAGGCUGUUGGUGUGAAGAACUGGGAAUUCUUCCAACUCUCCUUGGGAGUGGAAUUUGGUCAGUUCAGAACACCACCACCAUUCCUGGGUCCAAUAUUGCUGUUGUAGAGAUGAGUGAUGCCUUCCGUCAGCCUUCCCUGUUCUACCAUCUGGGAGUCAGGGAGAGCUUCAGCAUGGCUAACAACAUUAUCCUCUACUGUGAUACAAAUGCAGAGUCUCUGCAGUCACUGAAGAUGUGCACUGGUAACUACAUAUUUGUUCCUUAUAUGGUAACUCCACAUAACAAGGUGUACUGCUGUGAUAGCAGUUUUAUGAAAGGACUAACAGAACUGAUGCAGCCCAGCCUUGAGUCACUGCUUGGGCCUAUAUGCUUACCUCUGGUGGAUCGAUUUAUUCAGCUCCUGAAGGUGGCACAGGCCAGUUCAAGCCAGUAUUUCCGGGAAUCCAUUCUGAAUGACAUCAGGAAGGCCCGUACCCUCUACACAGGCAAAGAACUUGCAGCAGAGCUCGCAAGGAUUCGACAGCGAGUGGAUAACGUUGAAGUCUUGUCUGCUGACAUUGUAAUAAACUUGCUGCUGUCCUACAGAGACAUCCAGGAUUAUGAUUCCAUUGUGAAACUGGUGAAAACUUUAGAAAAACUACCUACUUUUGACUUGGCUUCCCACCACCAUGUGAGGCUUCAUUAUGCAUUUGCACUGAGCAGACGAAAUCUGCCUGGAGAUAGACAGAAAGCUCUAGAAAUUAUGAUUCCCCUGGUAGAACAGGAAGACCAAGUAGCCUCAGAUAUGUACUGCCUAGUUGGCCGAAUUUACAAGGACAUGUUUUUGGAAUCUGGUUUCAUAGAUACGGAAAGCAGGGACAAAGGGACGUUCUG